Aplosporella prunicola CBS 121167 is the source of this 856-nucleotide messenger RNA. RefSeq lists its product as uncharacterized. The coding region runs from base 1 to 789 and encodes 262 amino acids. The record is from RefSeq and is a predicted model, not a curated record. Gene Ontology annotation, cellular component: cytoplasm; nucleus. Gene Ontology annotation, molecular function: protein binding. The transcript is spliced from 3 exons. NCBI's taxonomy places the organism in Eukaryota, Fungi, Ascomycota, Dothideomycetes, Botryosphaeriales, Aplosporellaceae.
AUGGACGACUUCGUUAGCGCUGCUGAAACCAACGACCUGGACAGGCUUCGUCGCCUCCUUGAGCUCGAAAGAGCACAAAAUCCCCGACUCGGGCAGAACAGCUCGGUCCCGUCGACGCCGGCAAUGCAAGCCGCACAUCAUGCCGCCGCGCGCUGUAAUCAUCCCGCGGCACUCGAACUGCUCUUCGACAAUGGCGCUUGGAUUGGGCCUGGCCCACUAGAAGUUGCCGUGCGGGAGAAUCACAAAGACAUCUUCAAGGCACUGGUUGCUCGUGGCUGGAACGUUAGUUCCAACCUCGGCCAUGCUGGAGACGCUCUUGUCUUGGCCGUGAGAGAAGAUAACUUGGAUCUGGUCCAAUUUCUGCUUUCUCACGGUGCCGAUCCCAAUGCAAACUUUGACAUUUUCGGCUGGAGAUCGCUUGAAGUGGCUGUUUGUUGGUCUUCGAUCCCGGUGAUUGAAGCGCUCUUGAAUGCUGGCGCAAAGCUAAAGGGGUCUUCCGCGCUGCAAAGAGCAGCUUACACCGGACGCACCGACGUGCUCGUUUUCUUGCUGGACCGAGGAGCACCUAUCGAUGAGAUUCCAGACAACAUUUUCGAUGAUGAGCCCAGACCAGACGCCAAAAGUGCGCUUUGUGAAGCGGCAUGGAGGGGGCAGACAGAAGUAGUCAAGAUUUUGCUCGAACGGGGGGCGGAUGCUAGUUUUCGAGCCGUGGAUGGGAGGUCUGCUUUGGAGCUUGCCGAGGCAGAGGGACAUGAGUCUUGCGUCGAGGUUUUGAAAGGGGCUUGCUAGUUCUCUUAUGAACAGAUGACUUUGAAUAUUUAGAUAACGGGGAGUUUGGAGAAUAGCAUCUCUUGGC